This is a messenger RNA of Clupea harengus (Atlantic herring), 1006 nucleotides long. It is a transcript of the gene lztfl1, whose product is annotated as leucine zipper transcription factor-like protein 1. Gene Ontology annotation, biological process: negative regulation of protein localization to cilium. The annotation marks the transcript as partial. Gene Ontology annotation, cellular component: cytoplasm. Lineage: Eukaryota; Metazoa; Chordata; Actinopteri; Clupeiformes; Clupeidae. The record is from RefSeq and is a predicted model, not a curated record. The transcript has 8 exons.
CAAUGACGCUAUUCCGUUUCCAAGCACAACCGACUCCAUCCAUUCCAAACAAGGUGUUGCAGGAAUUUUUCAGUCAGCUCGGAGUUGGAUAGCGGUUUUAGGACUGAAGUUCAUAUAACCAGGAGGACAGUCCCUUUACAACACAUUUAAACAUUAAUUUUACACUCCUCUUUGGUUUCACGAAUUGCUUCGAUAGUAGAGAUCCAUAAUGAGUGAUUUUGGUUUCAAUGAGCAUCACCAGAAUGAAAUCAUCAACUAUAUGCGCUUUGCCCGUGCUAAGAGGACCCUGAGACUCAAGACCAUAGACUCCUGCUUUCAAGACCUGAAAGACAGCAGGCUGGUGGAGGACACGUUCACAGUGGACGAGGUGUCUGAGAUGCUGGACGGUCUGCAGGUGGUGGUCCGUGGGGAAGUGGACACAGAGCUGCUGAACACGGCCCACACCAACGUGCUGCUUCUGCGCCAGCUCUUCUCCCAGGCUGAGAAGUUCUACCUUCGGCUGCAGAGCGACAUCUCUGAGCUGGAGAACAGGGAGCUUCUAGAACAGGUUGCUGAGUUUGAGAAGACAGAUUUUAAAUCUGGCAGAAAGACAAACCAGGAGAUUAGCAGACCAAAGUUAGCACCACUAAAUGAAGGCGGAGUGUCAGAACUGCUGAACAAGGAAAUUGGAAGACUCCAGGAGGAGAAUGACAAGCUGAAAGCCAGACUACAGACCCUGGAGUCUCAGGCUACGGGUGCUCUGGAUGAGCGGUCCAAGGCAGAGAGAGCUCUGAAAGAUCUGCAGGGCAUCCAGGGGGAGCAGCAGCUUGCUGUGCAGUCACAGGAAGUGAGUAGCCUGGAGGACACUGUUGCCUCACUGCAGGCCGAGUUUCAGAAGUCUCUGAGCGCCAAGGAGGCCUCACAGCGGGACCUGCAGGAGAACCUGGUGUCAGCCAAACACGAGUUGCUGCGCGUGCAAGAGCAGCUGACUUUGGCUGAGAAGGUGAAAUGCUCUCUGCAUGCACAC